Drosophila hydei is the source of this 1545-nucleotide messenger RNA. RefSeq names its product eukaryotic translation initiation factor 4B (gene eIF4B). Lineage: Eukaryota; Metazoa; Arthropoda; Insecta; Diptera; Drosophilidae. The record is from RefSeq and is a predicted model, not a curated record. Gene Ontology annotation, molecular function: RNA binding. The transcript is spliced from 5 exons. Bases 76 to 1488 code for a protein of 470 amino acids.
ACAUUGAUAUGUGUCUGUAGAUAGCUACACAUAACUUCUCUUCAAAAUUUAAAUUUGUUUGGAUUUUUCAUCAAGAUGGCUACUGCAGGCAAGAAAGGGAAAAAGAAUAAAGGCACUGUUAUUUCGUUGCAAUCGUUCCUCUCCAAUGGUGAUACACCCGUAGGAACAACACAAGUUUCAAAAAAAGUUAGAAAUUUGGAUGGUGAUGAAAGUGAUGAUGGAAGCCAUGCGUUACCUUUAGUUUAUCAGUUACCAACCGCGCCUAGAGCAAAUAGAAUAUUCGAUGAUGAUUCUAUCCCUCAUAAGCCACCCUUUAUAGCUUAUAUUAACAACUUACCAUUUGAUGCCAAUGAAGAGGAUAUAUACGAUUUCUUUGGGAGCAUCAAUCUCGCUUCAUUAAGGCUGCCACGGGAAGAUGGUGACACUGGUCGAUCUAGAGGAUUUGGCUAUGUAGAAUUGGAAAGUAGGGAGGACUUAAUAAACGUGCUAAGUUUGCCGGACCCCUCGAUUAAAGGUCGCCGCAUUCGAAUUGAAUUAUCUAAUGAAAAUGAUCAACAAAAUCGCCAGAAAGGCAAUCGUCGUUUUGAAGGUUUUGGAAAUACAAGUGAAAAUCGUGAUUCUGGAAAUUGGAGACGAGAUAGUCAAAAUAAUGGAAGUAGCUUUGGGGGAUAUUCUGGAAAUUUCGAUCGCAGUUUUAAUCGUGAACGAAAACCAAUUGCAGAAAGAGAAGAAAAUAAUACUCCAGGUUCAUGGCGUACAAAUACCCGGCAGCCGUCCACAGAUUUUUCGCCUCCGCGUAGGGACCGUGACACACGUGAAACAUCUGAUAAAUAUCGCGUUCGAAAUGAUGCUAAUGUGAGAGAAGAUUCUGCUACUUCUGAAGAAAGGCCAAAACUAAAUUUAAAACCUCGAACUCUACCAAUGCCGGAGAUAGUAACUAAACCAGAUGAUGAUGAUCAAGUCAACGAAAUUGAUAAAAAAGUCAACAAUAAACCAAGUGGUUUACCUUCGGUAAAUGUGUUUGGGUCGGCGAAACCGGUAGAUACCGCUACAAGAGAACUAGAAAUUGAAGAACGUUUAGCAGAAGCUCGACGACAAGAAAAGGUACGUUUUGACGAAGAAGUUAUAAGUGAAAAGCUGUCGGAAGUUCAGCUCGACAAAAAUGAUAGUGAAAAUGCUAAUGCGGGAACUAUAAGUUGGCGCCGUACCCAAGAAAUUAGUGAUGAUACCAAAGUUAGUCAAGGUGAACGACGACGCGAAGAUCAAGAUUACAAUAGAUUGAACAAACCGCGGGAGCGAAAUGACAGAUUGGAGAACACAAAGGCAAAACAUAAUCAGAACAAUGAAGGAAAAAUUAAGGAGGAAAACAAAAAUAAACGGGAUCCUCGAAAUGAACGUCUUCAGGCCAAGAAUACACCUCAGCAGUGUGAACCUAUUUUGCAGUCUUCCAACAAAUAUUCUGGACUUGACGAUGAAUCAUCCGAAUAAAAACUAUUUCUAUAUUUGUAAUAAAUGAUUAAAAUAAAAAAAUUAACGAACACAUUU